UCACCAUCCCCUUUCUCUCUCUCUCUCUCUCUCUCUCUCUCUCUCUCUCUCUCUCUCUCUCUCUCUCUCUCUCUCUCUCUCUCUCUCUCUCUCUCUCUCUCUCUCUCUCUCCUUCUCUUCCUCUCAUUCCCAUACACAUAUACACUACCACCCACACCCACACACACACACACACACACAGUGAAACGGAGCAGGACCUUGUUAACUUUACAGGACCUAGAGAUUACUGGCUCAUUCUAAACGUCUAGUUUUUAUUUAUUGAGCAACUGUGACUUUUUCGCCUGCGGUCGAGAGUCAAGGCGUGUGUUGGACGUUGUGGUUGAAGGCAGGCUUUCGUCCUGUGCGAUUCUAAAGGGAAUUACAGGUGUAUGGAGGGCCUGAGGGUGUAGUGAGCAGCCCAGCCAUCCAGUCAUGGCGCUAGCCUGGUGGUGGUCCAGCCUCCGUGCAACAGCCCCGGUGUGGCGCCCGCUUCUCCUGCUCCUCCUACUUCAGCAAACGCUCUCUCCUGGUUCUCUGCUGGUCCACGGCCUCCCCUCCUGCCCGCGGAGCUGCACCUGCCAAGCGGCUAAAGAGGUCCACUGUACCUUCAGACACCUGACCUCCAUCCCCAAGGCCUUCCCCCCAGACACAGAGAGGGUGAACCUGGGCUACAACAGCCUGACAGAAGUGGAGGGCUCCGAAUUCCGGUCACUACGGAAACUGGAGAUGCUCAUGUUGCACGGCAACGACAUCAGCGCAGUUCACUCUGGCGCCUUCUACAACCUGAGAUCCCUGCAGAUCCUGAAGAUGAGCUACAACAAGCUGACGGAGGUGGACGCUGGCCUGUUCCAGGGCCUGGUGGGUCUGGUUCGCCUCCACCUGGACCACAACCUCAUCAGCUUCAUCCAGCCCUACUCCUUCUCCGGGUUGCCUGCCCUCAAGCUGCUGCAGCUGGAGGGCAACGUGCUGCGGGACCUCCACCCCCACACCUUCAUCACGCUCUCCCUGCUGGGCACCUUCUGGUCCUCAGGGCUCAGACACCUUCACCUCUCGGACAACCUCCUGGAGCAGCUCCCUGCGGCGGCGCUGCAGACCGCCCCAAGGCUGGAGGUCCUCUCGCUCCACGGAAACCCCUGGUCAUGUGACUGCCAGCUCCGGUGGCUGCUGGACUGGAACUCCAGGCACGAGGGUGUGAUCAAGUGCAAGAAGGAGCGUGGCGCUGCAGAGACGUGCGCCCAGUGCUCCUCCCCGCCCCUCAACGGCAGCCGGGUCCUCGACCUGACCCCAGACCAGCUGUCCUGCCAGCGUCCGACCCUGAACUCCCCUCUCAAGCGGUGGGACAGCCCCAUGUGGGCGGAGGCAGAGGCGGAGCCGGACCUCCCGUACACCCGCGACCUGGAGAAACCCUUGGGCCAGCUGACCUUCGUGUUGUCGGACAGCCACGGCAACAGCGCCCACGUGCUGUGUGACGUGCAGCGGCCAGGAGAGGGUGUGGCCAUGACGUGGUCGGAGCGGCCCGGUUCGCCCGGGGAGGUGUCCGUCAACGUGUCGCUGGCCACCGUCCUCCAGUGCGAGAUCGACCGGGAGGCGUUGCAGAACCUGUGGCGGCUGGUGGCGUAUUACUACGAGAGCCCUGCUAUCCUGGAGAGGGGGGCGCCGAGGGACAACGCCAACAGCACCACCUACCAGUACGCCCAGGCCAUCAAUGAGAACUCCCCCUACUUCACCGACCUGAAGGGUUACCUGACGGCCGAGCCCGGCUGGCUGCUCCAGCACCGGGUCACGCUGCAGCUCAACCGGCGCCAGACCACAAACAAAAACCUGGUGAUGGACUUUUCCACUCUGAUCUCUGAGGUCAUAAACACUCGCCCCAGGCAGGGUGACGGCCAAGGCAACAUAGAGACCGCCUGGGCCCUGAUUCGGCGAGGGACCGCGGGGCAGGUGCAGUCGGUUCUUGAGGGCACCAAGGCCCAACUGGAAUGUGACGUCAUCACCUCAGGGUCGGAGGUAAAAGUCGAGUGGAUGCAUCCUGACCUGUCCGUCAUCGAGGGGAUCGAUGGUAAAAGUGAGCUGUUGGAGAGCGGGCAGCUCGUCAUUCUGAACACGACCCUGGCAGACGCAGGACUCUAUCACUGCAUGGUCAAAACCCAAGCUGGAAUCGACCUGGUCCCCAUGAGGCUCACUGUCAAACAACGCUCGCUGAGUCCUACCGCCUUCAACGGGGAGAAAAUGAGCGUCAAGAAGGGACAGACACUUUCUCUGCCUUGUAACGUGAGCACAGUGGAGCCCAGUAGGACAGUCUGGUACCUGCCAAAGAACCGGAUUCUACUUCCAACACAACAGGCGAGAAGGGCAGAAGUGUUGGCAAACGGGACGUUGGUGGUGAAGAAGAUGAGCCAAGACGAGGCGGGGGAGUACAGCUGCAUGGCUUCAAACAUCUACGGAGUAGACAUGAUCUCACACCAGGUAGAAGUCACAGAAGAGCAGAAGCCCACUGAGCAGAAGGAGGUAGGGCCGACCGUCUUAGUGAACGCUGAGGAGGAGGGCGAGGGCUCAGGGGUAGAUUACCAGGAAAUCAAACGCCCUUCUGCAACACAGUCUCCUAGAAGGGUUGGAACACCACAGCGGUUUCCUGGAGGGGUGAUGAAAAAGAAAAUAAUCAAAGAUCCAAAGAGAAAGCCUUACAAGCCUGUGAAGGAAUUAGAUCCAAAUCACUGGGCAGAGAUAUUGGCUAAAGUCAAUGCUAAAGCAUACACUAACAUUCCUACUAUGCACACAGACUUUAGUACAAAAGGGCUGACUACUGAACUAGCUAAAACCAGUACCCCCAGACGGGCCUAUACCGCCGCUCCUUCAACUACUGCUACGACCGCUGCUGCUGUAAUUUUUACCACCACGUCUGUUACUACAACUGAUGGCACUCAUUUAAUCAUGCCAGACAUUACAACAGAACAGACUGCUACAGAGUCCUACUCCAGUGAGAGGGAACAGACAAGGAAUAAGGACCAUGUUAAUCCCGAAAAGGAGCACUUUAGACCAGUGGUGAGAAGGCCUUUGGUCCGGCCCAGCAGUAGUAAAGCACCACCCGUCAAAGUAGUCAAUGAGAGAAUCCAAGACAUAACAGACAGCAGAACCAAUUCCCCUGCCAUAGUGGCCAUGUCUCCCCCUAACCAACCGUCAGGAGGGAGGGUCGUUGGGGGGAGAAUCAGAACCUCCCAGUACUCCCAAAGAUGGCCCAAUAGAAGGAGGCCCCCCUACAGACACAGACACCCAUCAAUGAGAAGACUUCAUCCUCAUCUGAACCAACAACCAACAACGGUUACCCAGGUGACCGCCAUGACCACCACAACCACAACAACAGUACCCACAACUACAACCACAACACCCACAACCACACCCAGCACAACAACCACACCCACCACAACAACCACGGCAACGACAACAACAACCACAGCAACGACAACAACUACAACCACAGCAAUGACAACAACCACAUCGACUACAACAAACAAAAGGACAUCGAUGGCUCAAACCACCGUGAGAGACGACCCACCAGAGGAUGAAGAGGAUUAUGAUGAGGCAGUUUAUGAUUACAAGGACAGUGAUUACUCGGAUGAAAGGGAAAUAGAUACGAUUAGUAAGAGCCCCGGUCUUGCUAAGACCACAACACCAAAAAAUGAAGUUGAUUCCAAAGUGGUACCUUCUUCAAGUAGAUAUCAUCUACAAGAUCCAAAAACCAUUCCAGAACCAGAACCAGACAAUGUGCUGCGUCCAACUGAAAUGGCGGUUGGGAAUCGAAACACAGACUCAAGAGCAAACGGAAGACGAGAAGAAGACACAAUUCAAGAAGCGUUCAGGCCUGCAGAAGAUAAGGAGAGCCAGAAAACAAGGAUUGAAGAGGAAAACAAAGAGAGAGAGAAAUCAAAUCCUAAUAGAUUUCUGCAAGGCCACCACACACAGGGCACCGUCCAUCAAACCAACCGCAAUAGACCAACAUCUCACAGUAAACCGCACAGUCCCUCACAGGAAAAUGAUCCUACAGUUUUACAAACAGGCACAGAAACGACAAGAUUGGACCCCAGGCAUAAAACAGAGGGGAGGCAUACUGAAAAGCCACAAACCAAACCAAGCCAAGCAUUUCCUAUAUCGGACCCCGUCCACCCUUGGCUUCAGCAACAAACCCAGCGAGGGGGACAUGCCCCCACGCCAUCAGAAGACCACAACUCAAAUAGAAAACAAAGCAAAGAGAACGUGCCAAAGGAAGGUGGUCGAGUAGAAGCUAAAUCAGAAGGACAAGGGAAGACUAAUGCGGCUCCACCUCCUCGCUUCCCCCCAUCCCCAAACUGGCCUUCCUUACAUCAUCAUCAUCAUCAUCAUCACCAUGUCCUCCAUCCUUCAGGGUCAGGGCAGAGAUCUUCUCCUCGGCCCCGGAAAGGCCCCGGGCUGUUUCCUUUCCCCACAUACCGAACCUGGUCUGGGGUGACCAACCGCCCAGAGAUCACAGCAGACACAGCCAAGCCCACGGCUUCAUUGAGCACUAAAUCCCAACCGGCUACCUCCCCACCACCAGCAUUGACUCCCAACCACUAUCAUCCUGGUGGUGGCGCUGGUGGAUGGUCUCAUCCCAACCCAGGGAGUGACACCCAAACCAGGGAUUAUCUCAUGUACUCCAAGCUCAGGAACAGAUACAGACAAGCUCAGCUGGAUCGCAUCGCCCAGCUGGGGAGACGGUUGACCCUCCCAAUCACGCCCAAGCCCCAGCUAAUCCCCCACCAUCAUCCCUCAUCCUCUGGCAAUCACAGAGCCCACAUUCUACCGCUGUUCAAACCCUACCCUAACCCUAUCCCCAAAACGCCGGUGCCGACACCUGCUCUGAAUGUGCCUAGCACACUGAAGCCCAUCCAGCCUGCCUUCCCCCCUUUGUCCUCCUCAUUUGACCUGUCCCCGACCCUCUUGCCACGCCCUAACACCACCCCAGUGCUCUUUUAUGGAAGUCGAUGGCCCAGUAUUGGAGGACGGAUCAGCUCUCGACGUCCCACUGUGGUGCCGCCUUUCCCCGGGCCGAUGGACGCUGUGGGAAGCGGAGCAGGGUACAAACCCCUUAUCGCCACGGCAACCAUGAGUGUGUCGGCGCUCGCAGAAAGCGAUGUGUACUUGCCUUGUAAGGUGAAAGGACACCCAGCACCCACCAUCGCAUGGACCAAGGUCUCGACGGGAGCUAGCAUCCCAGCCGGCACUCAGCAAGGACUGCGUUUCGAGGUCUUCAAGAACGGCACCUUCGUCAUUAAGAACGUGCAGCUCCAGGAUCGAGGCCAGUACCUCUGCACGGCACGCAACAGCUUCGGGUCGGACCGCGUUGUGAUCACCUUGGCCGUCCAAACUGAGCCUCCCAAGAUCCACCCUCCCACGUCCAGGGAGGUAGCGGUCUACCUGGGAAGGGACGUCCAUCUCCACUGCCUCACCUCCGGCAAACCGCCUGCCAAGAUCUCAUGGAUCCUUCCCAACAGGGCGUUGGUCCGUGAUGUGGAGUCCACCCAGACCCCCCAAACCCCGGUGGCCCUGCUGCCCAAUGGGACCCUUCACAUCCAGUCAGCCAAUUUCUCAAGCAAAGGGGACUAUAAGUGCAUCGCAAGCAAUGCAGCGGGUGCCGACACAGUGACCUACAACCUACACAUUGCUGCCCUCCCCCCGAGCAUCAACGAAGACCCGUCGGAGGCCGUCCACGUCCAACCAGGGAUGAGUGUGUACGUCCACUGCUCCGCUAAAGGAGAGCCAGAGCCUGUGUUGAAGUGGACCAUCCCAGGAGGGGUCCACGUUAAACCUUCCCAGUUCCUGGGGCGCAGGCUGUUUGUCUUUCCCAAUGGGACGCUGUAUGUGAGGAAUGCCGCACUGGCUGAUGGUGGGAAUUAUGAGUGUUCAGCAAAAAAUGCAGUGGGGAUUGCCAAGAGAACAGUCCAGCUUGUGGUCAGAACCGAAGCCCCAGCCUUCCCUCCACCCCCUCCUCCUACAGCCGCACUCAUCCCGCGGCCGCACGAACACGAUGCCAUCCCACGGCCCUCCCAGCAGCACCUGGUCUCCGCCAUGUACGGGUCCACGGUCUUCCUCCACUGCCCUGAGUCCACUGAAUCCACAAGGGGAACCAUUUGGCAGUUACCCUCCAAGACCAUUAUGGAUCAAUACAGUCCUGAGAGAUCCAUCACUGUGUUUCGCAAUGGGACUCUAAGGAUCAUACAUCUCACAGAAAUAGAUCGCGGAAACUACCUGUGUCUCUUUCAGCGUCCCAACGGGGAAGACAUGGAACUCUUUCAGGUGGAUGUGUUGAUGACCGCUCCAAGGAUAGAGCACCUGAGACCGAUGCCCCAUGCUACCUAUGGACAGAACUUCCAGGUUGACUGUGUAGCCUCAGGCCUCCCCAAUCCAGAGGUUUCCUGGAGCCUCCCGGAUGGCACAGUCAUCAACAACGCCCUCCAAUCGGACGACAGCGGUGUUCGCAACCGGCGUUUUGUUAUCUUUGACAACGGGACGUUACUCCUCCAGCAGAUGGGAAAAAAAGACGAAGGCGAUUACACCUGCCAUGCCAAGAACAAACUUGGCAGAGACGAGAGAAAAGUUAAAGUUACGGUUACGCCCGACGCUCCGAAGAUUAGUCCGGAAUCCCAUUUGUUGGCGACAGCCCGGCUCGGAGAGUCGGCCAAGUUUGUCUGCCAGGCAACAGGGGAGCCAAGGCCCAGGAUUCUGUGGAUCUCUCCUGGCCAUCACAUCAUAUCGGUGUCCUCAGAUCGGUACCAGGUCAUGGAGAACGGAGUACUAGUGGUAAAGAGGGUGACCCUCGCGGAUGAAGGGAAAUAUACGUGUAUCGCACGAAACCCAAUCGGAGAGGAUGUAAAAAACUUCCAAAUGGAGGUGGAGUCCCAGGAGCCUUCCAUCAACGGAAUCACAGGCAGGAGUACGUCGAGGGUCCUGGCCGUGUCCUACCAGACCACCCAGCUGGACUGCAAGGCGGAGGCCAACCCUGAACCCCGGGUGUCCUGGAUCACGCCCUACAGCCAACAGCUCCCCGCACCUUACGCCGGCGGUCGCUUUCAAGUGCACCCCAACGGGAGCUUGGAGUUGAGAGGCGUGAGGAAAACCGACGAAGGGAGGUACGCGUGUGUGGCUAAAAACACCCGCGGAGAAGCCACGUUUUGGGUGGAGCUUGAGGUGGCUUCGAUAGCUGAGAAGCCUAGCUUCGCCGUUCCCAACAUUGAAAUGGUACCGAUCAAACAGGACAGCAGGGAGAUAGUCCUGGAGUGCCCCGCCCGGGGUAAGCCCCACCCAGAGUUUGCUUGGAUUCUACCAAACAGAACCAUGCUUCCCCCCGGCAGAGCCCUGCAGCGCUUCGUCCAUCACCUCGGGAACGGGACUCUGAGGAUUUCCCAUCCAGUUGCGAACGAUAAGGGAGUGUACCGAUGUGUGGCGAAGAACGUGGCAGGUCAAGCCGAGAAGCGCUACACCCUGGAAGCAGGAAGGAAGCCGGUGAUCAGAGGAGUUACAGGUGGGAUGAAGAUUACCUAUGGCCACAGUCUGUCUCUGCCCUGUUCUGUGGACGACUGGCAGCAGGCAUCCAUCUCAUGGACCCUACCCAACGGUCGUCUCCUGGACAAACCCCAACACACCGGCCGGCUCUCUUUCUUCGCCAACGGGACGCUCCAGCUCAGAGAGGUGGCCACGUUCGACAAGGGAACCUACGUCUGCAAAGCCUCAAACACGUUUGGCUCACACACAUUGUCCUACCCGGUCACGGUGAUGGUCUUCCCUCCGCGCAUCACCAAGGCCCCGGCCUCGGUGACCAGGAUCCAUAGGGGGUCCCCGGUGACGUUAGGGUGCCUGGCUUCAGGCGUCCCCAAGCCGGAGAUCUCGUGGACGCUGCCAGGGCGCACCACGUUGGUGCCCCACAGCAGGUUCACCGUUCAGGGGGGCAUCCACAUGAUGGAAGACGGGAGUUUGGUUAUACAAAACCCCAUGCUGACAAACUCGGGCAUUUACAAAUGCAACGCGAAGAACGCCCUCGGGACAGACUUUAAGUCCACAUACCUGCAGGUGAUCUAAAGGAGAACGGUUGUUUCACAGUGAAGAAGCAGCACUUUUGAGAUCAUUGAUCUUCUCUCUCUGAAACUUGUGCUGGGGACAAGCUGGCUGAACUGUGUCCACUUAACCAACUGAUGGCUUUAUAACAGGAAGUGUGCAUUUAGCAUUGAAGAGUCCUCUGUCCGCUAACGGCUGAAUAAGCACAUAUCCCCUAAUGAAAUAUAUUUUCGAUUGCAACCUGUUUUUUGUUAUAAAAGUUUAAACCUUCAGUUUUGUAUAUAUAUAUUUUUGACAUUAUUAUAUUAUCAUAUUUUCGUCUCACUAGUAAGGAAAUCACGUUAACUAGCUUAAGAGCUUGUUAGAUUGUAUUUCAUACUAAGAUGUUUAUAUGAUGCUUGCAUAAUUGAAACCAAUCAGUGUAUUACAAUCCACUUACUGCCACAUAGGGUCAUCUAGCAAACAGUAGCCUGUACUCGACAGUUCAACAGCAUAAAUGAUCUAACCUGUCCCCCCUUUUCCACCGACAGUACCAGCUCAACUCGCCACGACUUAUGCCGCGUUUCAAAUGCAGGGUGCGGUACGGUCCGGUUCGCCUCAGUCCGGGAGGGAGGGGGCGGUAUAGCCCAGCUCAGUUCCGAGGUCGCGUUUCCACCGCCGACAGUACCCUUUAUGGUAGGCCGGAUGUCGAUCGCCACGGCAGCUACGUAAACAUUGUGACAUCAUAGCAGCGAGACAGAGAGUAGCCUGCUCAAAAAAACCAAUGGAAAAGUUGAACGCGACACAUUAAACCGUUCCUCACUGCUCCAUCAAGCUCCCUCUGCACGUCUUCCUCCCCAAGAAUGCAGAGGAACGUCUCCACCUCCUUGUUCGCCCAAGCAAGCGUUUUACGCGACAUGUUCAUUGUAAAGAAUCAUACCUCGAGGCUACUGUUUGUUUGUUUUUAUCCCCACGUCGCCCGGAAUGACGAUUCUGUCGACCAAUCAACGGAGGGGGUGUGUAGCUAGAAUUUUCUGGCACCCUUUCAGGCGUCUCAGUACCCCAAAGGAGGAGUACUGAAGACGAGGGCAAAACGAGUACGGCUCAGUCCGGGUCACGCCCACUUUUGGCGGUGGAAACGCAAUCCGUACCGCACCUUUGCGGUACUCGCAAGUGAAGAGCGGCUACAUUCCGAUUGGCUGUCAGUGUUUUGCCGCUGAAACGCGUCAUAGUAAUUUGCAUAAAGUUCAACGGUUUUCAACUUUUUUUGGACGCUCUGGUCACUCAACUUUGGCCGCUGGCAGCGUUGGUCGCUUUGGUCGCUCUUGCCCAUAGAAAGUGAAUGACUUCCGGCGAUUUGGUACCUCAAUUCGCUUCUGGUUUGGACGUACAGUUAGGCACAGGAGCGUUUCCAUCUCUGUCACGGUCCACGGCAAGUUCUUGCGCACUGAUCGGCCAUGUUCAAUAAUCAAUCACUAUUGUUGACUGACCGUUGAUGCUAGUAUUUAAAGAUGCCGGGUGUCGGCGGCCGAGUGUCGGGUGUCAGGCUUGCGCGUCGCGCUCAUCAUUAUUCGUCCAGUGGCGUUGUCCUACCAAAAUUGUACCGGGGGCGAAAAUUGUACCGGCUACGUAAUCCGCGGUCGAAAAUUCCAAACCUGCCUGGCAACUGAUGAUCGCGUCGAACGUUGCCUGGCAACGGACGAUCGCGUCGAACGAUGACGUCUAUUAUCUAAAUUAAAGUAACACAAACUAGCUAGACAACGUUACACUUUAAACACUCAGUUUACUUGCUAAAUUCGAUUAAACAAUUAAAUACAAUACAAAAAUAAACUAGGAUACACUUUAAACACUCAGUUUACUAGCUAAAUUCGAUUAAACAAUUAAAUACAAUACAAAUAUAAACUACGAUGCACUUUAAACACUCAGUUUACUAGCUAAAUUCAAUACAAUACAAAUAUAAAGUAUAAACAAGUGUUAUCUGUAUUAUGCUAUUUCGUCUUGAUGAGCGCAAAUGUUUUUUGAAACCUGUCUGGCAACGGACAAUCGCGUCGAUCGAUGACGUAAUGUUUCGACGCAGAUUACGUAGGCGGUACAAUUUUCGCCCCCGAUACAAUUUUGGUGUGACAGCGUCAGUCAGGCCAAUCAGGCCUGUUUACGCCACACAAAAGUAUCACAUCAGCUCUCUUGGAACCUCGAUGGAGGUGAGAAUAAAAAAGUAUCAGGAACCAGGUACCAGGUGCCUCAUUUUGGUGAUCGAAACGCAAAAAAAGGCUGGCCGAAUCGAGGCGAGUUGGGCAGGUACUGUCAGUGGAAAAUGCCCCUUUUCCCCUGGAAGGUAAGCAGAAUGAUAUUAUCAUUGAAGAAGGUAUUGAAAUAUCAGCAUCACGGUAUUCAACAUUCAACGUCGGUCAUGUUAAACGAAUGUGAUGUUGUGCAACAUUUACAAUUAUUUUUGAAAUCAUGUUCUAAGAAAAUCUAAAUAAAUGUUACAAUUUCA
Messenger RNA from Gadus macrocephalus (Pacific cod), 10519 nucleotides. RefSeq names its product matrix-remodeling-associated protein 5. The transcript is spliced from 17 exons. Lineage: Eukaryota; Metazoa; Chordata; Actinopteri; Gadiformes; Gadidae. Gene Ontology annotation, molecular function: protein binding. Gene Ontology annotation, cellular component: extracellular region. The record is from RefSeq and is a predicted model, not a curated record. The coding region runs from base 412 to 8067 and encodes 2551 amino acids.